This is a messenger RNA of Ogataea angusta, 2931 nucleotides long. RefSeq lists its product as uncharacterized. Gene Ontology annotation, biological process: trehalose catabolic process. Gene Ontology annotation, molecular function: alpha,alpha-trehalase activity. Lineage: Eukaryota; Fungi; Ascomycota; Pichiomycetes; Pichiales; Pichiaceae. The record is from RefSeq and is a predicted model, not a curated record. Gene Ontology annotation, cellular component: fungal-type cell wall. The transcript has a single exon. The coding region runs from base 1 to 2931 and encodes 976 amino acids.
AUGCGUUUUGGCUUCCCGCUCCUGUUUCUGGGCCUUGCACUGGCCCAGCCAGACUACUUUGACGACCAAACGGAGUCGUACUAUCUCCAGGACGACAGAGUCCUUGGGACAUCCAAGUUCAACCAGCUCAAUAAAUACACCUACCAGCCGUACGUUUCUAACGGUUACAUCGGCUCACGGAUCCCCAACCUUGGGUUUGGCUUCAGCUACGACCAAAACGAGAACGUCACGAGCUCGGACCUCUCGAACGGCUGGCCGCUGUUCAACCCCCGCUAUGCUGGCAGCUUCAUUGCCGGCUUCUUCGACGCUCAGCCAAACACCACGGGCGUCAACUUCCCCGAGCUGCGCGAAAACGGCUACGAGAGCAUCAUCAGCGCGGUGCCGCAGUGGACGGGGCUCCAGCUUGCCGCCACGCUCGACGGCACAACCUACGUGCUCGACCCAAGCACCGCCAACACCAGCUCUGCUCACGUGACCAACUACCGCCAGGAGCUGCGAAUGGCCACCGGUACGGUUUCGACGGCGUACACGUGGCUGGGCACCGUAGCUGUGAACGUGACUGUGCUAGCGCACCGCGACAUUGAGACGCUCGGGCUCGUGCAAGUCGAGGUGGCCCUGGUAUCUGGUGCGGCGCCGUUGCAGCUGGACGUGGUGGACGUGCUUGAUUUUGCCUCCACGCAACGCUGUGUGCUCAAGAAUAUCGGCUACGACGACUCGGGCAUCUUUAUCACGGUGCAACCGGAAGGUGUUGAAUACAAGCACGCGACACUGUACUCGCGGCUGAACGUGAACGCAUCCUGUGUCAACGAGACACUGGCGGCCGCGUUCCAUAAAGUAACCAACACUGUUUCCGUGGUGUUGGAGCACCCACUUAGUGUGACCAAGUACGUGGGGGUGGUUUCGGACGACCUGCUCGGGACCAGCUCUAGCGACGCUACGUUUGCAGCAGCCAAAAGAACAGCCCUCGACGCGGCCAGAUACUCAUGGCCCAGUCUGCGCACCAUGCACGACAACGCCUGGGCCGCUGUGUGGGGCGACGUUGCUGUCGAGGUGGAAAACGAGCCCUAUUUGACUCUGGCCGCAGAGGCGAGCAUCUACUACCUGUUUGCCAACACGCGAUCCUCAGCACGCAACCUGACGGCCGCACUGGGCGUGGGCGGGCUCAGCUCGGACUCGUACGGCGGAAUGGUCUUCUGGGACGCGGAUCUGUGGAUGAUUCCUGCGCUGCUGCCAAUUGCUCCCGAGACAAGCGUUGCACUCAAUUCGUACCGGUACUAUUUGCACGAGCAGGCCACGCGCAACGCGGCCGCAAACGGCUAUUCGGGGGCGGUGUACCCGUGGACGUCUGGCCGGUUUGGCAACUGCACGGGCACGGGGCCCUGUGUCAACUACGAGUACCAUCUGAACGGGGCCAUCUGCUACUCGGUCUGGAAGGCGUAUUUGAGUGGGGCGAUCAACGACGAGCAUCUGGAGCAGUACGGCUGGCCGGUGCUGCGGGACGCGGCAGAGUUUUUUGCGGGCUACGUGAAAUAUAACGACACGCUGCAAAAAUACACCACGCACAAUCUCACGGACCCAGACGAGUAUGCCAAUUUCAAGGACAACGCCGCGUACACGGCGGUGAUCAUCAGCCAGGUGAUGAAGUGGGCGGACCGCGUGGCGCAGCAUCUCGGCAAGCCGUCCAACUCCACGCAGCUAAACAUAAUGCAGAACAUGUAUCUGCCGCAGUCCAGCGACAACAUCACGCUCGAGUACGACACGAUGAAUUCGUCGGUCUCGAUCAAACAGGCCGAUGUGGUGCUGAUCCCGUACAUCGACGACGAGGACGGCGCGCUGGAGCAGAAUUUCGGCUACGACGAGGUCCGUGCCACCAACGACCUGUCCUACUACUCGCUGCACCAGUCGUCGCAGGGCCCAGCCAUGACGUUCCCCGUGUUUGCCGCCGUGAGCCAGAAGCUCAACGAAUACGGUUGCGGCAGCCAGACGUACCACUACAAGUCUGUGGCGCCAUUUCUGCGGUUCCCGUUUGCGCAGAUGAGCGAGCAGAAUAACGACAACUACGACGCCAACGGUGGCACGCACGCGGCGUUUCCCUUUAACACGGCGCACGGUGGGCUCGUGCAGAGCUAUUUCUUUGGACUCACUGGGAUCCGGUUCUCGUACGCGAUGACAGCAGAGCACCGACUCGAACGCGUGCUCCAUUUCGACCCGGUCGAGCUACCACUUUUUGGCGGCGACUUGAAAAUAUCCGGGUUCAAGUACCUGAACCAGUCGCUUGAGAUUGUUAUUGGCGAGACAAACGCGACGAUCCGCCACCGUGGCACGGCCGAGCCUGUCCUUGUGUACGUGGACGACAGAAACGCGGCCGCUGGCUACCACACGCUGGAGCCCGGCACAGAGCUGACGGUACCGGUGCAUGUGAACGAGUUCAACACACCGGGCUCGCUCACAGAGUGCCAGGCGCUUGCUCACAGCCUGACGCCGGGCCGCGACGGCGACGUGGUCAUGUCGAUCGUCGACGGAGACAACUCCACCACCUGGCAGGCCCAAAACAAGAACGACAACGCGGCGGUGCUGCUUGAGCUCGAAACGAGCGAAACGUUUAACGCGGGGGCCAUUGUGUGGGGGAGCCGGCCAGCAGCCAACUUCUCGCUCAGUCUCGUGACAGAGCCUCUGGACACCACGGGAACAGAUAUUGUUAUCGACGAGUCGAAGCUCGUGCGGGUGCUCACCGACCACCCCGUCUUCGUAGCCUCGCCCUACAACGCGUCCGACACAGAGGUACGCAUCGUGGAGCCAAACAGCACGACUUUUGCACUGUCACAGGACUACGCCGCGCAGUUCGUGCUGCUAGAGGUUUAUGGCACGGUGGACGUCGAUGACAGCAGCUACGGCGCAUCGGUGGCGGAGCUGGGGCUCUUCUAUCAUUAG